Molecule: messenger RNA, 5505 nt
Organism: Platichthys flesus (European flounder)
Lineage: Eukaryota; Metazoa; Chordata; Actinopteri; Pleuronectiformes; Pleuronectidae
Gene: fbxl4
Product: F-box and leucine-rich repeat protein 4
Exons: 9
Coding region: 120-2096 (658 amino acids)
Biological process (GO): SCF-dependent proteasomal ubiquitin-dependent protein catabolic process
Cellular component (GO): SCF ubiquitin ligase complex
Molecular function (GO): protein binding
Source: RefSeq, a predicted model, not a curated record
UAAAGGCAGGACAGGAGUGGGGUCUGUUGAAAAACUUGAUAUCCUGAAACGGGAAGAAAAGCAAUUGCUCUUGCGAAUGGAUAUAUCGUUCCUUAUUGACCGUAAAUCUGACAUCAUGUAUGUGGCCAGGCCUCUGGACAUCUCUUCGCACAUCCCCAACCCUUGAGACCAGUGUGCUUCCACCAGGCAGAGGCUCUUCCCCCCCCCCUAGUCUCUCUUUCACCCCUCAUCCUCCACCAGCCCCAGAGCUACCUAUGUUAACCCUCUUGAGCAUGUUUUACUAUAUCUGUUUACGGCGACGCGCCAGGAGUGGGACUCGAGGUGAGGCGCUGACCAGUCGACGGGCCGUGGAAUCGGGCCAGCGAGCGGUGUUGCCGGUCAGUGUGGAGGUGGAGCAGUAUGCAAAGGAGGUUCUUGACUUCAGCUCUCACUAUGGCAGUGAGAAUAGCAUGUCCUACACCAUGUGGAACUUGGCAGGGGUACCCAACGUGUACCCCAGCUCAGGGGACUUCACCCAGACGGCUGUAUUCCGAGCAUAUGGGACAUGGUGGGAACAGUGUGCCAGUGCUCCACCACCUUUCCGACGCACCCCUAAAGGCUUCUACAGCCAGGAUUAUAUUGAGCUUGGCUUUGAGGAGCCUGUCUAUCCUACAGCAGUGGAGGUGCUUGAGACAUAUUACCCAGGAGCCAUCGUCAAGAUCCUGGCCUGCUCUCACAACCCCUUCUCCCAGAAUCCACCUACUGAUGUCAGGUGGGAGGUGCUCUGGUCGGGAGGGCCCACCAAGGUGCUGACAUCUCAGGCACGCCAGUUUUCCCCCAAAAUCAAACAUAUCAACUUCCCCACCAACUUGCUGCGUCUGGAGGUCAACAGUUCUCUGCUAGAUUACUACACGGAGCUGGAUGCUGUUAUUCUCCGCGGGGUAAAAGAGAGGCCCAUGCUGGCCCUGUAUAAGAUGCCUAUGAUCGACAUCAAUGACCUGAGUGACAGCGAGGAGGAGCUGUCUGACACGGGCGUUCCUUUCAGACACGGAGGUGACAUCAAGCACCAGAGGACAGGAAAUGGCUACUUUGACAAGCUGCCCUAUGAGCUCAUUCAGCUGAUACUGAGCCACCUGACCCUGCCAGACCUCUGCCGUCUGGCCCAGAGCUGUAAGCUGCUGCACCAGCACUGCUGUGACCCGCUGCAGUACACCCAACUGAGUCUUCAGCCCUAUUGGGCCCGGCUGAGUGACGCUUCCCUGGGACACCUGCAGAGCCGCUGCACCCUCCUCCAGAGGCUCAACCUGUCUUGGACUGGCAACCGCACCGCUCUCACCCUGACUGGCUUCAGCAGUUUCAUGAAGGCGUGUGGCAUGAGCUUGGUCUGUCUAGAGCUGUCGUGCUGCCAUUUUCUGAAUGAGGCCUGUUUGGAGGUCAUCUCUCAGACUUGUCCAGAGCUGCAAGGGCUCAACCUGUCAUCCUGUGACCGCCUGCACUCGCAGGCUUUCACUCACAUCUCUAAACUAACCCGCCUCCGCCGACUGGUGCUCUAUCGGACCAAAAUAGAGCAAACAUCUAUUCUGAGCAUCCUGACUUUCUGCAUAGAGCUGAGGCACCUCAACCUAGGGAGCUGUGUGAGGAUUGAGGACUGUGACGUUGUGACCAGCAUGCUGGCUGCCCGCUGCCGCUCUCUCUGCUCACUGGACCUGUGGCGUUGCAGAAACCUGACAGAUCGAGGCCUGGCCGAGCUCGUCUCUGGCUGCAGGAUGCUGGAGGAGUUAGACCUGGGAUGGUGUCCCACACUGCAGAGCAGCACUGGAUGUUUCCAGCAUCUCGCCCGCAGCCUCCCACGUUUGCGCAAACUCUUCCUCACCGCCAACCGCACUGUCUGCGACUCAGACAUAGAGGAGCUGGCCGCCAGCUGUCCCUCACUGCAGCAUCUCGACAUACUGGGUACACGGUUGGUGAGUGCCGCCUCGCUGAAGAAGCUACUCCAGGCGUGUCCUCGGCUUCUCCUCCUGGACGUCUCCUUCUGCUCCCAGAUAGACAUGCGCGUCGUCCAGGAGCUCUGUGGCCUCUUCCCUAACGUUGCCAUCAAGAAGAGUUUCACUCAGUGAUCCCCAGCAGAGGAAGUAAGAGCGGGGUGGUGCUCAUCAGCAAACACUGCCUCAGAGUGAGUCAGUUAUUGGAGGAAAACCGGCCUGCAUCUGUGUCACAGACGAGAUCUUUUAGUGGUCAGUAAACAAACCAGUUUGACUGGAAGAGGAGUUUUUUGGUCAACUGGCUGGAUGCUAACAACUACAGACUGCUAGUUAAAGGAUUACAAAAUGUGAGACUUUUUUGUUGUUAAUACUUUUGGACACUUGAAAUUAUCAGGAAAGAUUCUGCAUCUUCCAAAAAUAUGAAUCACCACUUACGUAUUGCCAAGAGAAAAGCUGUAAAAUAUGCCUUCCUACUGGAUGCGAGACACAAAAACAAUCUGACAAUGUGAGAACUCCUCCCAUGAACAUUGUGUGAGUGCAACAAAUUGGAGAAAAAAGUGUAAAACUCACACUUUAUGAAAACCGUGAAAAACAAAACCUGUGUUUGGUAGCCACAUACUAAUGUUCGCUGGUUACACAUUUAAAGAUCAGGGCCUUGAUCAGUGCCUUGUCAGAAUGUGCUGCAAACAAGCUAUUUUAAUGCACGAGGGUCACUCUGACGGCACCUGUCAACAUAAAGCCAUUUUGAUUUUGAUUUAAGAAUUCAUACUCGAUGCAGUUGUGCUCACAGAUAACAGGGGUGUUAAUGGCAGUGAACGCAGCCUUAUUUCACACACUACUGUGUGGAUUGUGCCAACUCAAACCUAGAUGCAGAUAUCGCUGGUUAUGUGUUGCUGCAAACUGACUGCUUAAUCUCACGCUCGAACAGAAACAUGCCUGAGAUACACCUUCAACAUGUUGUCAUCCAGAAACAUGUGAGAACUUGAAUAACUAAACUGGAACAAAAGUAGCUUGGAUUUGCACAUGCUACAAAUGCAGACAAAGGAAAAGCACAGAGGGCAUCAAAUCAACAGCAGACAGAGGGACUCUUUUCAAAUAAUAGUAGUAAGAAGUGACACUUGAACAACUUUACAGUGGUAUGAACAGAGAAGACCAGCCAAUUCUCUCCUGAAGCUGAAACCAUUGACUGUUUGACAUUUUGUUUUGCGUUUGUCAAUCACCUUAAGUUUGAAAUGAAUUUACUCUCAGUUGGCCAAUUGAUUAACUGACUUAUCUUUCAACCAAACAUGGCUGAUGUAUCUGAUUUGAUAAGUGUUUUUUUUUUCUUUGCAGAUGGAUAUAAUAAUUAUAUAUGAAUCCGAUCAUGUUUAUUGAGCUUUUUGGCAUGGUAGGUGAUUGAGGAUUAUUCCAGUAUUUUUAAACCAGGGCUCUAUUUUGCCAUCAAUUUGUGUCUUAAUGAUUAUUAGCGACCAUAAUGUCUGGAAUAUGUCCAAUAAUGAGCAUGAUCCUGAUAAUAGCUGCAAAACAUAUGCAAGGAAACCACGGCAGUAGUGUGCAUCAUAGUAUGUUCACCAAAAGUGCUUGUCUUGCCCCCAGGCUCAGAUUGUUAUUACAAGUGUCUGACAAUUUUGCGGAAAGGAUCCCUACAGAGAAAGACCUUGUUAAAGAGUUUAAAUGGCUUUUAUAGCGCUUUUUUCAAAACCACCAGACUCCAUAGAAAAGCUGUAAUUUAGUCGAACACAGAUUUUUUUCCCUAUAUGACUGGCAGUUGUGUCAUCCCGGUCGAACUGUGUUCGGUUAGGUUAACUGACUGUUUUGUUAGUCUGGUGUCUUUGAACUGGGCUUGUUACUGGUGAAAACAAAAAGGAUCUUGCUUUUCAACAGAAAGGUCGAUCUCUGUAUGGAUCUUUUCAAUAUAGUGUCAGAGAUUGUUGAAAAAACAAGCACUUUGAAUGGAUGCACUUUGAAACUUACAUACAACCAGAUGGAUUGUCCCAAUGAAUCAUUUAGAAACAAAAAUUGGCCCCGGUUAAAAAUACCAGGAUCAUCACGUAAUGAGAAAUGAAAGGCUUAACUGAAUUUGAGACAAGUUGGUUUAAAUUUGUACAUGAAACCUGUGUUGGGUUGACUUCUGUUUAAAUCUGCCCUUAAUUUAAAAUGAUGUGUUUCUUCAGUUUUUAUUGAGAAAACUUACUUUAUCCGGCUCAAGUAAAGCAAAAAUUCAGGUCAGGUUUUUUAGUCAGCCUGGCCAGUGUUAAUUGUAAUUGGUAAUUGAGUAUGCUUAAGCCAGACAAGUCAUUAAGUUUUUUGGGACUGGAUUUUAUUUUAAGGUAGCUGGAGGUCCUGGGUUUUUGGAAUGUUGAGAGUUUUGUCUCCAAAGCUCAAGUUUGAACAUCACCUGUUCCAAAGUUCUUUUGUGAUGUUGCAUGUUUUUCCUCUUGUUAUUCACAUUAAGCUGUUUGAUUAAAGCCACUUACUUUCUGUGCUCACCACCAGACUGAUGUAGGGGCUCUGUGAAUGAAGCUGAGUAGAGUCAAAGUGACACAGUGUAAAUGCCCACUGUGAUCUCAGUAUUUGUCCUGAAACUCAGGGGUUAUAUUUUAUCUGGUUUGAAUUUUUUCAAUAUAUAUUUUAUUCCAGAAACCAGCACAUCUUAAUAGUAACACAAGACUCACUCAACUUUAAAGUUACCUGCUGUAGGUGUUGAUCUUGACCAACAAACACUACACAAAUGAUAAUUAGCACUGAAGUGCACACAGGAAAGAUCACAGCUCAUUGGGUGUUAAAUGUUACAUUAAUUAUAUGAUUAUGAAAAACGUAUUCCUGUAAUCAAUUAUUUAAUUUUUGUAAUAUAUAAAGCUACAGUUGCAAUGUGGUUGAAGUGCUUGGAAGGCAUUUCUUUUAUUUUUUCUGGAAAAAAACAACUUGAAGUUUUAUUUAAACCACAUGGGUUUGGUCAGUAUUUGUGCCUUAUACUCCAGUUUGAAUGUGGUGUGGUGUCGAUUUGGUAUAGAUUGUAGUGAAUUGCUUUGCUUUUAUGCCCUUCAACCAAAGUAAUACAGAGAAAAAUGGUCAUUAGUAUCACUGCUGUAUUUGACCACUUUAUAUGCCAAAUGUUGUAUAACAGCCAUGUUAUUAAUAUGCAAAAUAAUAUUUAUUUAUAUUGAUCCCCGGUUGAUUAAAUGCUAUUUAAAAUCAUUACCCUUUUAUAAAAAACUGUUAUGUUCUAUUCGGGAAAUACAGAAUUUUUUUUUCUUACCCAAAGUCAAAUGAGAGGAAUGAUAUUUCACCUCAAUGCAUUCAGCAGGUCUGGCCUAGUUUAGCCCAGAGGAUGGGAGGACUUCUUUAGCCUAGCUAAGUAUAAAGAGCCCCUCAAUCCAACAUAAUGUCAUUAUGAUGACCCCAAAGUUAUCACCGAUGCACAAAUGUUUCUUUGUUGGCACAUUGAUUCUCCAUGCUGUCAUGUUGCCAAAAGUCAGGCUAAUCAUAUCAUUCAUUUAUGGCUGUAGUGACAAAAAGAAAAUAAAAAUAUAAGUGAACAGAA